UCGUGAGGUCGUCGGACAUGUCAAAACUCAAAUUUCAGGAUUAGAUAGCAAUUUAUUUUGGAAAGUUCAUUAAUUUUAUGUUAUCGUGCGGUAAUUUGGUUUAGAAGCUGUUUACAGUUAUAUUCCCUUGGUUAAGUUUAUCGUACCAUCAAAUAUUCGCAUAAAAACAUCGUAGUGCAGAUUUUUUCGGACGUCAUCUAAUUGUGUUUUGAUAAGUAUUGUGAAUAUAAAGUGAUUUGUGACGUAAUAAAAGGUAAUUUGCGUUAAUUGAUUCAAUAAGAAUGGCAGAAACGAGCGAGGCAAAGGCGAGCCCCUCGGCGCCUGGUGGAGAUGCCGGGGGUGAGGAAGACAAGCGGGACGAACGUAUGCUGGAGUGCAACAUCUGCCUCGACACGGCGCGGGACGCUGUCGUCAGCAUGUGCGGACACCUCUUCUGCUGGCCAUGCCUUCAUCAGUGGCUGGAGACGCGGCCGAGUCGCCAGGUGUGUCCGGUCUGCAAGGCCGCCAUCAGCCGAGAGAAGGUCAUCCCCCUGUACGGCAGGGGAAACACAAAACAAGAGGAUCCUAGAACAAAGGUACCACCGCGGCCGGCCGGUCAGCGCACGGAGCCGGAGAGCGGGGGCGGAUUCCCGGGCUUCGGCUUCGGCGAGGGCUUCCACAUGUCAUUCGGCAUCGGCGCCUUCCCCUUCGGCGUCUUCACAUCCACCUUCAACUUUGGCGACCCACGGCCUAGCGCAGCGCCGCGCGGCACGGCGCAGUACGAGGAGGAGCAGUUCCUGUCGAAGAUAUUCCUGUGGGUGGCCAUCCUGUUCGUGCUGUGGCUCAUCUUCGCGUGACCGGCCGGGUUGGUGGGCUGGCGGGCGCUGUGUGCGGACUGCUCGCGAGACUAGUUGACCACCGUGUUGGGUAGUCGACCGACGUGCGGACUGCUCGCUUGUUGACCAACAUAUUGAGUAGUCGACCGACUCGUUGACUGAUUGAGGUUGAUGUACCAUCCAGGAAAUUGAUUCCUAGGCAGUUGACAGACCUUAUUUGGUCGGAUCAUGUCAAUUCAAUCACCGAAACUCUAAAUCACUAGGUUUGUUAACAUCGAAGAUAAAGGGGGUGAGAAAUAGCCGCGAACCGCUUCGAGAAAAGUAUGGUACGGCCAUGCCUUUGCUCCAUCCUAAAAAGCUUGGAUGGGGCACUGCCGUGCCCCCAGAAUAUUAUGUUAAUUGUGGCUGCAUUUG
This is a messenger RNA of Aricia agestis (brown argus), 1229 nucleotides long. Its product is annotated as E3 ubiquitin-protein ligase RNF185-like. Bases 282 to 836 code for a protein of 184 amino acids. Lineage: Eukaryota; Metazoa; Arthropoda; Insecta; Lepidoptera; Lycaenidae. The record is from RefSeq and is a predicted model, not a curated record. Gene Ontology annotation, molecular function: ubiquitin protein ligase activity; ubiquitin-like protein conjugating enzyme binding; metal ion binding. Gene Ontology annotation, biological process: ubiquitin-dependent protein catabolic process. Gene Ontology annotation, cellular component: endoplasmic reticulum. The transcript has 4 exons.